Molecule: messenger RNA, 1375 nt
Organism: Cryptotermes secundus
Lineage: Eukaryota; Metazoa; Arthropoda; Insecta; Blattodea; Kalotermitidae
Exons: 4
Coding region: 60-656 (198 amino acids)
Source: RefSeq, a predicted model, not a curated record
UGUUGUGAAUGUCAAUUGACUGUGAGGACUGUGAGUUACGCAUUUAGCCAAUAUAAAAGAUGACUGGAAAUGUCAGUUGUGAAAAGAAACUUGGAAUAAUGUCAGACAAAUGCCAUAUUAAUUUAAAUAACGAAAGCAGUAUUCCACCCACUUCUGAAAAAGUAACGAAAUCAACUGGAAGAAAAUCUUUUUGUAAAAGGAGAUCAUCGUGUUUCGACAGUUUGGCAGUGAACAGUGGGUUUGGGAAUAGCACGAACACCGAGGGUCGACUGGGAGAUGUUGGAACUACGAAUACUUCAGCUGAAGAGCUUAUGGAGAAACUGAAAUCUGAGAAACAAGCAUGGCGAAGCCUGUAUGAAGAAAGGAAGCAAAAAUAUAGAACAGUGAAAAAGUAUUUAAAUUCUGAGCCUCUUAAACUCGACUGGAACAAUUGUGCAGAUGUUCUGCCGGAUGAAGAUAAACAGUUUCUUAGUGAUCGACCAGACUAUGAAAAGAUUGUUUCAAAGAUGAAUCAUGUGUGUGAAAUGGCAUCCAUCUGCAUGCACAUGAAGCAUAAAUCUGCUCAUACAUCCAAUAAAAUAAUAGGAAUAGCAGAACAACAGGUAGCAGCUAUUAAGAAGAAAAUAUUUAAACAUGCAGAGGCAUAUUAUACAUGAUGACUCAGGAAGAACUUUGAUCUUGUUUAGAUUUGCCUGAUUUGCACAGGAUGGCACAUGAAGUAUCAUUUAUGUCUGAUUUUUCACAAAGUAGGAAUGUGUCAGAAAAUUUCAGUAAAUAUCAGAUUUCAUAAAAAUCUAUUUGGCUGUUCUUGAGUAUGUGCACAGGUAUGGUGAAGCCAACAGGUGCACAUUUCCAACUAUUCAUUGCAAAUGUGGCAGAAAGAAUAUAAAAAGGAGACAGUUUAAAUUAUAACAAAGUAACACUUGUAGAAUCAUGCUUAAUUAUAUUUAUCUUAAUUGAAUGUGUAUUUAUAUUUGUGUAGAUCUUUAAAUUCAGGUGCGAGGAAGCUCUGUUUAAUUACUGUCAAGAAUAAGAGACUGGUGAUAAUCUUCUGUUUGAAUACCAUCAUUCAUUGCUGAAGUUUUUUAAAUACAGGCAUAUCAUUCACUGUCUUUUAUUUAUCUCGAACCCUGUAACAUUUACAGAAAUGUUGUAGUGGACACAAAAUGCAUGUUUCAUUUUUUUUUCCCCUCUACAACUUCUGUUCAAAGCAGAUUUUGCGCUGAUGAAAUAUCUAGAAGAGCUAUGGACAAACUGGGUGCAGAAAUUCAUAUGUCUUUAUAUAUAAAUAGCCUGUUAUUUUAGUCCAGUUUUAGCCAUAAUUUGGAGGCACGCGGUAGCAUAGUUGGUUGAGGCACUAUGCUACAAGUCAGAA